AUGAAAAUGUCCAAAGCUCUGAAGAAGCUCAAGUUCUGGUCACGCAAGACGAGAAAAAGAAAGUCCCUCGGCCUUGAGCCGUCAUAUCCUGAUUCCUCCCAUUGUCAUUGCUGUUACUCGUGCGCCUCAACGCAGCCAUCAGCGCCACCGUUGCCAUCAUGGCUGCAAGCAGAGCUGACCCAAGAUGCCAUUCAUACGGCGGAUCAUGCUGAGCCAUUCCCAGUCCCAGAAUUGUCAUAUCCAACUCUGUUUCAGUACCCGACACAAGAAGAUACUGUAUCAGAAACAGAAAGCCAUCGUAGUCCCAUUGGCCCAGCUCCAUCCUAUCAGCAAUACUUGGUUCCGAAUCCCGUCUAUGGCCUGCCUGUGGUGCAGCAGGCAGGUAGAAGAGAGAGAUCGGCUGGGUUUUUGGGGUGUGUUAUUGAUUUUGGCGUCGAUCUAAUCCGAUGCUUCUGUCCAUGUUUCCGCAUCAGAGAAGAAGUUUGCAGACAAUUGUGA
Messenger RNA from Theobroma cacao (cacao), 498 nucleotides. RefSeq names its product homeobox protein. The record is from RefSeq and is a predicted model, not a curated record. NCBI's taxonomy places the organism in Eukaryota, Viridiplantae, Streptophyta, Magnoliopsida, Malvales, Malvaceae.